Messenger RNA from Pisolithus orientalis, 795 nucleotides. RefSeq lists its product as uncharacterized. The transcript is spliced from 8 exons. NCBI's taxonomy places the organism in Eukaryota, Fungi, Basidiomycota, Agaricomycetes, Boletales, Pisolithaceae. The coding region runs from base 1 to 795 and encodes 264 amino acids. The record is from RefSeq and is a predicted model, not a curated record.
AUGACUUGCACAUGUCUGCAAUGCUUGCGAUUGCAACACUAUAACACAGCUUUGCCCCACAUCAGGCAACUGUGGAAAGCCCACCUGACAGAUAAGGAGAUUGUUUCCAAAAUCUGCAAACAUAUCGAUACGAGUGUCUAUGACAUUCCCAUGAUCACUCAAAGUGAUCCAGGUACCGAAAACUUCGGAAUUGCGAACACACAAACUCUACUGCGGCAGAUGCAUGAUCCAGCUCUUGAGGGCUACAUUCAGCACUGGUGGAUGCAUACAAAGAAGAAUAUCAAGCCAGAGAUAGCCUGGUCCCAGCUCCGCUGCCAUUUCUCCCCAGGUUUUGAAUCUCUACUUGAUAUGGGUGUAGAUUCUGGCUGGUAUGACCCCAACAACAUGCUACAGCUCAUGGUUUUUCAAUGGGUAUUCAUCCCUUGGCUCCAAUGUUGCAACAAAAGAAAGGUUUUGCCUCAUGGAAUCCCGGAACUCAUCUAUACAUGCCUAGAGGACUAUGGGGCGUUGAAUUUCAAAAUAAUGGUUUCUCCAGACACCAUUGAACAAGUCCCUUCUGUUGGACGCACCUCCACAUGGACUGUCUACUGCAAUAUCCUGGACCUAAUGUGGCACUGUGAGGGAGUGCCUGCCAUUCUGACAGCAAUGGAAGACCAUCUUGAUGCAGCUUCCGAGGAAUUGAAUCUCCUGCCAGGCCUCCAUGCUCUCCACAAAGUGGAGGGUUAUAUGGGUGGCAUUGCAAAUGGACUGGGCCUUCGCCAGCCAUCUACAGACAAUGGAUGCUCUGAACAUUGA